CUCAACACGUUUCAUCCUUCAUGACGUGGGCUGUGAGAUCCACGCCACGGCGCUUCAAACUUGUGCAUCUUAGACCUCUGUCUCGGUCUCUCUGCACUUCUGCCGCCAUCACCGCAGCUUCAAAGAUUGGCUGCUGGAUGUUGAGACGCUUUUCUCCCGCAAGACCGGCGGCGAGGCUUCGGGCGUCCGGCUCCAUCUCUCCCGGGACUCGGCAGGGUGGCCGUGACAAGUCUGCGUGGGGUCUCCACCUGGUCUUGGAGCCGCCGUCCCUGCCAGCUGCGCGUCGUGUGCGCCAAAGUGCGCGCGUCAUCCAGCAAUUGUUGCGGCUGCGUGGACUUUAUUAGUGGAAGAUGUGGCGCUGGGACGCAUGCAACAGAACAUGAGGAGGAGUCCACACCGCGCAAGUAUGGGACUUCCUGUGCUUUGCAGAUGGCUGGUGUUCAUAGCGGCGGUGCCCGCCUGGCUGCUGGCGGCUCCAAACGGCAACCGCGAGCGUCCCUGCCUUCCGAGCUGCAGAUGCGACGGCAAAAUAAUCUACUGCGAAUCCAACGCGUUCCGUGACGUGCCGAGCAACGUGUCCGUGGGAACUCAGGGACUCUCACUGCGUUACAACAGCCUGAUGAACCUCAGGGCCCACCAGUUUGCGGGUCUCAGUCAGCUGGUUUGGUUGUACCUUGACCACAAUUACAUCGGCGCCGUGGACGGCCAAGCGUUCCACGGCAUACGCAGGCUCAAAGAAUUGAUUCUCAGCUCCAAUAAGAUCAACCUGCUUAAGAACAACACUUUCCAUGAUGUACCCAACCUCCGCAAUCUGGACCUCUCCUACAAUAAACUCCAGGUACUCCAGCCCAAUCAAUUUGUGGGGCUGAGGAAGUUACUCAGUUUACAUUUGAGGUCCAAUUCUUUAAAAACUGUCCCCAUGCGGGUUUUCCUUGACUGCCGCAACCUGGAAUUCCUUGAUAUCGGCUACAACAGGCUACGGAGUCUCACUCGUAACGCCUUUGCCGGACUCUUCAAGCUCAUCGAGCUGCAUUUGGAGCACAACCAGUUUUCCAAGAUCAAUUUUGCACAUUUCCCCCGCCUGACCAACCUGAGGGCCCUCUACUUGCAAUGGAACCGCAUCAAAGUGCUGACUCAGGGCCUGCCGUGGAUGUGGACUUCCCUGCAAAAGCUCGACCUGUCUGGAAACGAAGUCCAGACCUUGGACCCGAGUACAUUCCAAUGCCUGCCCAACCUCCAGACGCUCAACCUUGACUCCAACAAACUGAACAACGUGUCUCAGCAGACAGUAGAGACUUGGAUCUCCCUCACCACCAUAAGUCUGGCGGGUAAUCCGUGGUACUGCAACCCAAACAUAUGUCCCCUAGUGGACUGGCUCAAGGCCUUCAAAGGGAACAAGGAGACCACUAUGAUCUGCACAGGCCCUAAGGAGGCGCAAGGAGAAAAAGUAAGCGAUGUGGUGGAGACUUAUAACAUUUGCACAGUGACGCCGAGCCCCAUUACUUCCACAAGGGCACCGCUCACGUCUGCAUUUCAAACAGAACCGCCCCCCCUUCCCACGCAGCCUGAAGUGGAUGAGAAGCUCACAGGGAACAGGACAGCAACCCCGACCCCGACCCCUACCCAGGCCUCCCCCACCAUCCCUUUACCAGACUCCGAGUACGUGUCCUUCCAUAAGAUCAUCGCCGGUAGCGUAGCCCUGCUGCUGUCCCUGGCUAUCAUCCUCCUUGUUAUUUACGUCUCAUGGAAGCGCUAUCCCAGCAGCAUCAAACAACUCCAGCAGCGCUCGGCGGUCAAAAAGCGGCAGAAAAAAACCCGGGAGACGGAGCGCUCGCUUAGUUCGCCACUGCAAGAGUAUUACGUGGACUACAAGCCUUCGCACUCAGGGACAAUGGAUGUGCUGGUUAAUGGGACAGGACCUUACACAUACACCAUCUCAGGCUCCAGGGAAUGUGAGAUCCCGCUGCAGCUGAGAGCCUUGACGUACGGGUGCGAGCGCUCAGUGCUGGACUACUGCCAUGCUCACCUGCACCUCAACACCGAGCCCCGCUUUCAGGAGACGGACAGUCGCAGGCCGAGCAGGUACCAGCGGGGCCUGUGUGGUCUUUCUCCCGGACCCGGACCCGUUCCCUCCGACAGUAAACACCAGUAAAUACUCUGCAGACUUUUCAAAUCAAACAAGCUGUUGAAGGGAAGGUGUGCUGGUAAAGAAGCAACAGAGACUGUUAAUCUACUGAAGAGCAUCCAGGGCCACAGGGUAAUGAGGAGGACAUAUUUCUCCGUGGAAAUAUAAGUCUGCUGUUGAUUGAUGAGCCUCUGACCCAUCAAACCCUCAAUAUGCCUCAAUUAGCCAAGCAGGCUGAACAGCAGCCUGACUUUUAAUGUUCUUGCUCUGCUUGGUGAGUCCAGUCAAGGAGAAUACUUCAGUCAUUUGUUCAUCCUAUGAAAAUAUUCUGGAUUUGUGUCACUCAUCGCCGUCUGGGCGCCUCUGCAGUGUCAAGUAAAGCAAACAAACGCAAAAGGCUAGAAAAAACACCAGUCGUGAGAAACUGUGUUGGAGGUUUUUAUUCUGCUGCAUUUUUUUGUUUGAAUGUUACGAUGGUUAUUCAUUUAUAAGUAAAGGUAAGACCAUUCAUCGGGCAGAAGAUGCUGGACCACUUUCAACUCCACAAUAAAUUACAGAACGGACGAAAAAAAAGUGUCACAUGUACGGCCAGAAAAUAGUAUUUUUGAUUACGCCGAGUGCAUCGCCACAAAGUCUAGCCCCGGCUUCUGCUCCACCUGGGUCCUCUGAAUGAGAGUCAAGCCAGUUAGGCAUUGAGCUAAAAGCCUGGGCUGUCAACUCCUUAUCGUUCUUAAGGCAGACUAAAUCGUUUUGGGGGACACAUUUCUAGAGAGCGAGGGACCAGUGUCACUAUGGGCCUGAUUUACUAAGAUCUAAGCAGCAUGUGCAAUCUAUAAAAUAGCGUGUGCUCUUGGUGGAUGUGUUGCAAGUGAAAAUGAGUGCAGACCUCUUCAUUGAAAUGAGGAUUUUGCAUGUAAUACAGGUUGAUAACCAUGGAAACACUCAUUUACCACACACUGGUUUUAUCCUCGCCUACCUGUGGCGUAGUCAAACAUGCAGGAGACAUUUACUACUUUUUACGGGCAUUUAAGAAGCAGACGUGCUCGCAGCUACAUUUUUGUUUCUCACUGCUGAAGGUGCGUUCAUGGGAGAGAGGCUGCACUCACUCCGGUUAAGAACGCAAAAAAAUGUGUACUUAAAUAUACGUUUUACAAAUAAUCUAUUUAUCUAUCUAUCUAAUAAUUAUUUUAAAAACUUUCUAUUUGAAAUAAACAAACAAAAUAUUAUAUGACACCAAAACAUUUAAAUGUGGUUUAUUGAGUCUUUAAAUCCUCCAGCAGCUAUAAAUUGUUAAGCUGGUGUUAAUGAAUAGAAGAUACGUCUAAUAUGUUUUAUUUCUGACAGCCCAAAAUGUGAACACUAACAGAGGAUUCUGGUCUAUGAGGGCCCUUCAGAAUGACCUCUUACAUACACGACUGAAAUGCCCUCACAUAAACAACUGAAAUGUUUUUCUCUCACCCACAAUAUUGUGACAAUACUAUGAUACCAGUGACCGUGACAUUUGAUACCAUUGCAUCCCUAGUUUUGUAAACAUAAACCCAGUGACGGGCCGUGCGUUUCCCACCUAGGCCUUCAGUGGUAUCUGACUUCAAUGAUGACCUCUCAAAGUAGCAUCAUUGAUGUCACCACAUGACCAUUGCUGGAGAAAUACUAUACAGGAACACAUUCACGCACUACUGAGCAAUGGAAACACCUCAAAAGUGUACAAAACGGGCUAUUAUAAACAUUUAAAAAUUAAACUUGCAUCAGCAAUUAAAACAUAUCUUCUGUGGUACUGUCAAAAUUACAAUACAAUACAAUACUUGAAUUGCGCCGGGUGUAUAGUAUGCACCUGCCUAGAAUUACUGCCGGGUCAAACUCGUUUCGCAAAAUAUUAUUUUUAUUAGCGCAUGUCUAGAAUUUCCACCGGGUCAAACUCGUCACGUCACAAGUGACACUUCACCUGUCAUCAUUUUCAAAAUGGAGGAGGCUGAUUUCAAUCAUUUUAAAUCGCAUAAAGGGAAGAAGAUUAAGAGCUAUUCAGUAGGAUUUAAGGUCCAAGCUAUUGAAUAUGCUAAAAAGAACAGUAAGCAGCUAUGUUUUAUUAAUAUACCGUAGCUGCGUGUGUCAAAUAUGAGUCAUUAAAUGACUCCCGCCUCCUGGUGGUAGAGGGCGCUAGUGAUCCUUCUUGCGACUACUCGGCUGCAGAAGAAGUGACAACAAGCAGCGUGUGU
Molecule: messenger RNA, 4338 nt
Organism: Nerophis ophidion (straightnose pipefish)
Lineage: Eukaryota; Metazoa; Chordata; Actinopteri; Syngnathiformes; Syngnathidae
Product: leucine-rich repeat transmembrane neuronal protein 4-like
Exons: 3
Coding region: 368-2152 (594 amino acids)
Cellular component (GO): plasma membrane
Molecular function (GO): protein binding
Source: RefSeq, a predicted model, not a curated record